AUGAAUGAUAAAAAUGUUGCUCGAUUGUUUAAAAAUCAAAUAUUAGAAAAUCUACAUCAAAUUGAUUAUUUAAAAAAAUCUUCAUCAUUUUUUUAUAAUCUUGUAUGUCGUUUAACUGAAUCAUAUCGUCAUGAUCAAUAUAAUUUUGAUGCUCAUUUAGGGCCAUUUUGUUCAAAAGAUCAAAUAUUAAAUCUUUUAUCACAUUGGUCAAUUGAAUAUAUAGAACAAAUUGAUUCAUCAUCUUUAUUUCGUUCAAAAUUAAUUUACUAUCAACCUUUUAUUACUAUCCAUUUAAUUCAAUGUGAUUUAAAUGAAAAGAAAAAAAAUAAUGGAACAUUUUCAAAUUAUUUUCAAAGAAAACGACGCACAAUUAAAUAUCAAACAUUUUGGGAUAUUGAUGGAUCCGAUCUGGAUGCAUUUAUAUUUCCUCGUUCAUUUUCUCUUGAUUAUUAUAGUCAUCUAUCUUUUGCUUUAUAUGAUAGUAGUCGAAAACAACGAAAAUGGUUAUUUGAUAUUGUUAUUAAUGAACAAUAUGGGGAAAUAACUACACCAUUUUCUCUUCAUUUAAUAUUUCAAUAUAAAACAAAUAAAGCUAUUUCUGUAAAACAACGUUUAUCAUUAAUUCGUUAUCAAUUAAUGACACAAGAUAGUUUUGAUCAAUUUUUAAUUUUAUUUAACCAAACUAGCUCAAAUGUACAUCAACGUGAACAAAAUUAUAUUCUUUUUCUUCAAUGUGCUUUUUCAAUAAAUGACGAACAAGUUAGAAAUAUUCUUCAAUGGAUUCAAAAACGAUUUACUAAUGAACGAUUUACUGAUGAACGACUUACUAUUAUUGAAACAUUUCUACGUACUUUAUCUGAAUAUAAUAAUCGAGUUCAAAUUAAAAUUUUAUCAAUUCAUUUCGAAACAAUCGAAGCCAUUAUUGAACUUGCUCUCAAUCAUCUUGAUCAAUCUCAAAAUACACUACAAAUUAUUGUUAAUUAUGGAUUAUUUUUACUUCACCGUGUUGAAUAUCAUCCAAAUACAGAACAAGUGGAGCAAAUUGAAAUACUCGCUUGUAAAAUCAUCAAAAGGUAA
Molecule: messenger RNA, 1077 nt
Organism: Rotaria sp. Silwood2
Lineage: Eukaryota; Metazoa; Rotifera; Eurotatoria; Philodinida; Philodinidae
Source: the annotation of a GenBank genome assembly